Messenger RNA from Triticum aestivum (bread wheat), 369 nucleotides. RefSeq names its product ubiquitin-conjugating enzyme E2 4-like. Bases 1 to 369 code for a protein of 122 amino acids. The transcript is spliced from 4 exons. The record is from RefSeq and is a predicted model, not a curated record. Lineage: Eukaryota; Viridiplantae; Streptophyta; Magnoliopsida; Poales; Poaceae.
AUGCUGCUAGUUACAUGGAUCAGUGGAUCUUGGAUAGAUGGAUGUCCCUACCAAGGAGGUGUAUGGAAGGUUAGAGUAGAACUCCCUGAUGCAUAUCCUUACAAGUCUCCGUCGAUUGGUUUGGUUAAUAAGAUAUAUCACCCGAAUGUCGAUGAACUGUCUGGUUCCGUCUACUUGGAUGUCAUUAACCAGACAUGGAGCCCAAUGUUUGAUCUUGUCAAUGUGUUUGAAGUCUUCCUUCCACAACUUUUGUUAUAUCCAAAUCCUUUUGAUCCAUUGAACGGAGAAGCUACUGCGCUCUUGAUGCGUGAUCGCCCUGCUUAUGAGAAGAAAGUGAAAGGUGAUUAUAUUAAUUUAACACACAUCUAA